AGCCCAUUCUCGGGGGUCGCUGAUCCACUUCUCUUCGUCGACGAACAAGCAUUACACACUCCUUUGGACGCCGUCUACCGUUGUCAGCCCUGCGUGGUUGUUCUCCGGGAAGUAGUGAAGAAGGUCCGAAUCCUAGGGCCUUUUCUACCCCCAAAAUCUGUUCACUGAUUGUAGUAUAGGUCCGCCUAUGCUUGUCGCAGUGAUUGUAACUGAGCGUUAAAUUGCUCUUGACAUCAGAUUUGCUUUCAACCCCACUACUUUAAUCUAGAUCGGUGAUGGGCCUUAGCUUACAUUUGUCUUCAUCAAUAGAGGAAGAGGAGUUUGAGUAAUCAUUUACCAGUCCUGUUAUUUCUUUCCUUUGUUUCAGUUCUCUGAAGAUGUAGUGAGUUGUAACUGUUGAGGACUUGCUUUACCAGUUUAUAUCCUGGAUGGACACCAAUAAGAGGCUGACCUGUAAUAGUGUUCAUGAUGUGCUAAACUGCGAUGACAUACUGCAAGAGAUCUUACUUCGACUACCCCCUUCAUCUAUUUGCAAAUUCAUUAUCACAUCAAAGAGAUGGCUGCGUGUGAUAUGCAGCUCUUCAUUUUAUCGUUGCUAUGUGAAUAGAUGGGGACAGAAGUUUAGACUUUUGGGUUUCUUCGUAUGCAACUUUUUAUACCUAGGAAGACCCCGUGAUGGCUACCAACGCCCCUCUUGGGAACCUGCAUUACCAUUUUUGUCCACUUGUAAAGAGGGUGAUGAUCUGAAGUCUUCUGGGGUUCUCAAAAAAUUGGGCUACUUUAUUGAUUGUUCCCAUGGCAUUCUUCUUUGUGGUCGUCAUCCAAAGACUUAUUAUGUGUACAAUUUUAAGAACAAGCAACAAUGCAGUCUCCCAGAACCUCAGCAGUUCUACAAAAUGUUGUGCAUGGCAUUCAUUGUUGAGGAGUAUAUUGAUGAUGCCAUUUGCUACAAGGUGAUUCGAGCUAAAUGCGAGUGCAAACUUAAGGUGCGCAACACAGUUUCUAUUGAGACUUUCUCUUCACAAACUGGAACUUGGAAGCAGUCUACUCUAACAUGCUCUACAACUUUUGCGUUGCGCCCAAGGACAGUAGCUAUGGUGGUCAAGGGCGUUGUUCACUGGUUUGCAAUGUGGGGAAACCUUGCUAUUUAUGAUCCACGUUUUGGAGAUAGGAGGAUAGCUCUGGUAAAACUUCCAGCAGGUGGGCUAUCACAUGAGCAUGAGGAGUCAGUUCUUGGGGAGUCAUCUGAUGGGCUUUUACAGUAUGGUCAGAGCAGUAACUUGGGUGUGGAGAUAUGGGUUCUUGAGAAUGAAGAAGGAGCUAACUCAUCCACUUACAGAAACUGUGCACAUGUAAGGAAGAAGUGGAUUUUAAGGUGGAGGCUAAAUUUUAAAGUAAUGUGGAAGCAAAACCCAUCUCUCAGCAUGCAAUGCAAAGAAUCUCAGAUACUAUCAUUCCUUCCUCAGAAUUCUCAAUCUAUCUUUAUCAGAUCGGGGUGGAACAUUUUUCAAUGUGAUCUAGAGACCAGAACGGUGGAAAUAAUUUAUUAUCAGGGCCGUGGAGCUGCCAUUUCAUGGGAGUCAAGUAAAGUUGUACCUUACUUUCUACCAGCUUGGCCAUUGGCUUGUGUGUCAUAACAAAAGUCUUGACACGAGGCUGGAUUUUCUGUUGAAUUAAGUAGAAAACUUACAGUGUUUGAUGUAUUUAAGUUGUAUGUAUGGGUGAUGAAAUUUCAAUUCUAACUUCUCUCCAUCAUAGGACCUUCAUUUUC
This is a messenger RNA of Prosopis cineraria, 1771 nucleotides long. Its product is annotated as F-box protein At5g03970. Bases 429 to 1637 code for a protein of 402 amino acids. The transcript is spliced from 2 exons. The record is from RefSeq and is a predicted model, not a curated record. Gene Ontology annotation, molecular function: protein binding. NCBI's taxonomy places the organism in Eukaryota, Viridiplantae, Streptophyta, Magnoliopsida, Fabales, Fabaceae.